CCAUGUGCUAGUCUUGUUUGAACCUCUUGUUUCUCUCUCCUUUAGACUCUAAGAAGCUGAUUUCCAGCUGGGAUCAAUUGGGACCGAAAGCAGCGAUGGCAGAUGGCCAUGUUCCGUCGCUACAAAUGUUUUGCCCUUUGGCUGAUGCUCCUGGUCUUGUUCAACAUGUGGACGUCAUUCUUUCCAUCUUGGCUGCCUUCCGAUGAUGUCCCUGACGUGUCUAUUCCGGUGGGCAGAGACCAGCACCAAUCUCUGGAACAUUCCACGCAGGAGUCGCUGGAGAGAUCUUUGAAUGCGAGUUCCACCCAAAAUUCUCCAGCUUUUUCCCAAGAGGCGACCCUGGAACAUCCUGGGAGUCAUCCAGGCAGACUUGGCACCAGCAUCAUCUACUUGUUCGCUCAGGGCCAGCGCAGCCCCCGGGAAGCGGCACGCUGCACGGCACGCUUGGAGCUGCAUUUGCAGCUUUUGGAGUCGACUUGCCGAAAGAAUCAGCCGUACAAAUCGAUCUAUCAGCAUUGGUUUUUGCUUGGUCCUGGCUCCAGGAGUGCGUUACUCGAUCGCCUUCCACAGAUCUGUGACCAGCGAAGUCAUGAGGUGCGAAGGGCAGCCCGUUGGCCUACGCCCAGUGAGCUGCGAGGGGAGCAUGUGGUGCUGGUGAGUAGCCAGGUGGAAGGGCCCUUCCUGCCCAAAUUCUAUGCUGGUGCCGGCCUGCAAUUCUGGUCUGAUGCUUACACCCGUCGACUGCGUUUACCGGAGGUUUCCUUGGUGGCCAACAGCAUCGACUGCACCCGUGGACGGGAAGAGAUUCGAUUUCCCUUGGCGAUGGAUCGGUCAUUCCUGUCCUAUGCUCAGGAUCCCGCCUCACUCCUGCAGUUCUCCACCUGGGAGCUGCUGGACCGGCCGGGCAGCUUCCAGCGCUUCAGGCGGUGGAACUGGACCUUUUGCGAAGCAACGUCGUCAAAGAAAGGUGAGGCGACAUCGCUGGAACAACAUCCAUAUGAAACUCUCUUCGUGGCCGAGCCUGUGAGAGACUGGCCGUAUUUCUAUCGCGACUUGUCCGUGCGUAUGGCCAAGCAGGAAGUGAGUAGGCCAAUCGCAGGAAGGACCUUGGUGGUGGUGGCAUUCUUUGAGAAGACGCCGGAAUACCGAGACAAUAUGAUCUUCUUUUUGCAGAUCGCCAUUGUCCCGGAUUCCAGGUCCAAUGCGCCCGUGGACUACGUGAUCGUGGUCAAUGGGGAAUGCACCAUCGACUUUCCUGAACUCAAAAACUUACAGGUGAUCCGGCAGCGGAAUGUGUGUUACGACUUUGGUUCCUGGGGUAUUGGUUUGCAGCGGCGGGUUGACUCAGUCCAUGAGGCCUUCGUGGUGCUGAACCCCACUGUGAGGGGGCCCUUCUUGCCCAGAUGGUACACCCAGCACUGGACCUGGGCCUUUCUGUCAAUGUUGACCUCCAAGGUGAAGCUCGUGGGAACUAGUAUGAACUGUCCCGACGGCAAAGGGCGGUCUUUGGUCCAUGUGAUGAGCAUGAUUAUGGCCUUCGACCAAGUGGCCUUGGACAUCGCCCAAGCCAACGGCAUUUUCAAGUGUGCAGAGAACAAGACCGAAGCGAUGUACCGAGAGGGCGACUUUCUGCGCGUGCUACGCGCGAGGGGCUACAGCGCCGAAGCCUUCCAAGCAAGCCACUCUGGGGAAGAGUGGUUCCGCUUGCCCAAGAAGGCUUUAAACAGCCCGAAGCCUUUGCGCGGCAAGAAGGGUUGCCCAACGCUGCCGAACGAUGUGUUCUUCUCAGCCCAGCGCUACUUCAACCGCACAGCACAUCCCGUGGAGUUCGUCUUCUUCAAGACUACCCGACACAUGGAGCGCGCGGAUCAGAUGCUGACGACCUUCUCGAAAAAGCUUUCUCAGGAAACAGCUGCCAUGAUGGCCGAUCCCAAAUUGAUCGUGAUGCUGAGCCACUCCUUGCGCUUGGAUGGAGCUCCCAUGGUCCUGCUGGAGCUGGGGAAGAUCUUCAGGGAUGAAGGUCUCCAAGUGCACCUCCUCAGUGGCGAUGAUGGGCCUUUGAGGCCUGAGUUCGAGAAGGAACAGAUGGCUGUAUCAAUCGUGAAGGACAUAGACAUCUACCGCCACUCCGAGAACAUCACCACGACCCUACUGGAUUUUCUUGGGUCCUUCUUUUGGAGUCGACCACCUGAGCUGGUGAUUUGCAACACCAUCGUUUGGGCCAGAGCCUUGGGACGCUUGCCUUUGCUGCGCCCCAGCCGGCCACGGGUGGUUUGGUUCAUCCACGAGCAGGAGAUCAGUCUCAAGUCCCCGGGCUUGCAGCCAGGAGAGUUUUGGUGGGGCAAGCGCUUUCCGGAACUCGGGCAGACCCAGAGCCGGCAGCGGAUCAUCGCCGGAGCCGAUGCAGUGGUUUUUCCCGCGCAAGCCACCAGGGACUUGUGGGCGGAGUCGGAGAUGGGACAUACUUUUCACACCUUCUUCAACUUCUUGGACCUCGCCCGCAUCCACCAGCGCGCCGGCGCGGAAGCCGCGGGCGCGUACGCGGACGUGUGGUCUUUGACCGAGCGGCGUAUCAGUCCACUGCGGGCAUCGGUCCGCGCGGAGCUGGGUGUGGCGGAGGAGACCUUCGUGUUGGUGGCGGUGGGUACUAUUUGCCAGCGGAAGAAUCAGAUUGCCUUGGUGCAGCCAGGCGUCCUGAAGAUCCUGAGCGCCAGCUUUCGGAAGUGGCUGAUCCUGCUGGUGGGCGCCGAUGACUCCUCACCUUCCAAGCGCAAGUAUUUGAAGAAGUUCGAGAGCACAGAGAUAGGCCGUAAGGUGCGCCUCAUCCAAUUCGGCCCCGCGAAUCUCAAGUACACCGCGGCGGCCGACUUGCAGGUGAGCUUGUCCUUCCAAGAGGUGAAUCCCUUGAACCUUCUGGAGGCCAAGAUCCUGGCCGUGCCCGUUCUCACCACGCCGGCCGGUGGAUCGCCGGAACAGAUGGUGGCAGAUGGCAUCGAUGGCUUUGCACUGAAGGACUUCCGGCAGAGCACCUUCGAGGAUCGUCUCCGACGCCUCCUCACACCGUCGAACGCCAGCGCCGACGACGCGCGGCGCGCGCUACGCCGCGUGGGCCGCGCAGGGCGCGCGACGGCACUGGCGCUCUUCGGAGCCCGGGCGGCACGCCCGCGGGUGAAAGAACUACUGGAGAGGCUGAUGGAGGAUCCCUCUUCCUCACGAGCCGAACAUGGCGUUGGGGUGGAGAUCAUGGUCCAGCUGACAGCGGAGCAUGAAGCGUCGUGGCCACGGAUCCACGCAUGCCUGCAGGAGACGUUGGAUGCCUUAGGUGAAUGGAAUGGUUUCUUGGUUUUUGACUAUAGCUGUUGCUCCGGAGGAAGCAUCCAGAGCCGGGGGUGUCCAUACUUGGCCAGUAAACUAUAGGAGCGACAGGGAGUUUCCCAGCACCAACCCCCCUGCUAGUUAAGUCUUCAAGUUUGGGUUGGAAAGCUUGGAAAGGAAGCAUUUGAGUAUCCGAGUUUGCCAUCCAUCUCGGGAUCUGGGGGCCUUCUAUCCUCAUGGGGAGGGCUGCAGCUAUAGCGCGCGCGCUGUUUGCGCUUGGCGCUUGGCUUCUUCUCGUUUGCUUCGCCCCGUUCCUGUAGACCUAACUUGGUAGUCUCUACAUCACACAAGAAUCAUUUCUGGACCAUGGCCGCCCAUGGCCCUGGUAUACAAAAAAUUGGAGAUGUGACAUGACAUGGCCCUGAAACGUAGCUGGUUCUGACGUUUUUUUCUCCAUAGGUACUUGGAGGCAUGCGAAGUGGGAAGGUGUUCUAGCCAUCUUGGGAGUCCACCUUCCCAGCUCUACAAGGUGUCACUAGUGCUCCCUUGGCCGAUGUCUUUCUGACCACUUCCUUCAAUGGGUCCAGCCUCACCGGCGUGGAGAGCUUGCGAAAACAUCGGGCCACCCGGCGGUUGCUCACGUGGCAGCCGGAAGCGUUCAGAAGUCGUGGCGGCCAGUUUCUACAGCAAGUGCUGCUGGCGCGUCGCAUGGUGCCGAAUGGACAUUGUUCUUGCUGCCUUUCGUUGAUGUGAAGUGAAUGAAUUGGAAGCCUAAGUUAAGACAGAUCAUUAGCUGUGAAGCUUCGCCCAAACCCGUUGCUGGGGGAUGGUCUCCACCAUCCCUGGAAGGGAUGACAAUCCUCGUAGGAACCUACGGACCGAUAGAGGUUGCCAUGAAGGUGCCAUGCGGUGGGAGAUGGAUCUAGGGUGUAGCCCAUUUACCAGCAACAGUCCGUAAAGGCCUGCAGCCUCACCAUCAUCAUCCACUGUUACUGGCAAUGGGAUAUGCCCGAGAUGGAUCAAUUAUUCUAAACGAACGUAGCCUUUGGAUGUUUUCAAACUCAAAUGCAGGGAGGGUUGGGCCUGUCACCUAUCACCAAGCACUAUCACCAAGCACCUGUAUUCACACAGAUGGUGAUCCGUGCCCAUGUUUGGAACUAACGUGGCUUGGAUGAUUCCAUUCAGGCCAAAUGCGUUUGCAGCAUGCGCUUCUGGUGCGGCUGCAAGGGAACUCCUUCUGCAGAGGAAAGGAGCAGGUGCUGUCCAUCCUCCGGUUGUUCCACGAGCGGCCUGACGUCGGCAUGGUGGUGAGCAUGGGGGAGAAUGAGAUGAUUGGAGACCGAACUGAACUGAACUGGUCAUGUUGUAUGAAAUAUGGAUGCCCGUUCGGGCUGGAGCAGGUACGCCAGGUAUGCAGUCACCUGUGGCAGGCCUGAAGAAACUGAGAUGAUUUGGGAGCAAAACUAAGGACAUGCAGAAGACAAGUUUUGGACUUUGAUGGAGUUGCCGGGGCCCGAAAAGCUCCAACGCGCCCACGACGAGUUCUGGUCCCGAUCGGCCUUGGCCUUUUGGACACGUUUGCAGGCGUUCGCCCCUCGCUUGCUGGCCGAGUUGGAUGACGUGGAUGUGGCCGUGGCACUGCUGGUGCCAAGUCUGGCCAGUCAGGAAGCUGAAGUCUAUGCCAUGCCAGGAUGAGCGGUAUGGAGUGGAGAAGGAUUAAAACUGUGAUUGAGAAGCAUGAAGCUGCUGGAGUUAUACGGUAGAUGAUCUUAGAGUUGCGGGCAGAAGCUCGCGUUUUGAACUUCUUCUUCAUGAUUUGGGGUCCAAGGACACCAGCACGUGCUUCAGCUUGAAGCAGCCGGCUUGAAGCAGCAAGAUGCAGCCACCCAGAUGCACCUCCUCGUGGGCAAAGUCGGCCAAGUAUGGAUCUUUCAAUCCGAGCGAGAACCUCCUUCGGCUACGAACAUCUUCGCUUCAGAAGCCAACACGGACCAUCUUGAUGCACCAACUGGCCGUUCUACGCUUCGACCACUCGGAGUGGCGCAUGCCACGUGCGAAACCGCUGGCUGGAUCGAACCUUUGCCCCGAAGGGCCCAAUGAGAGACGAAGAACGUCUCAAGAACCGACGAACGACCCAAGUCGACCGGAACGAGACCGGAAGAAGGGCGAGAGA
This is a messenger RNA of Durusdinium trenchii, 5488 nucleotides long. The record is from the annotation of a GenBank genome assembly. Lineage: Eukaryota; Dinophyceae; Suessiales; Symbiodiniaceae.